Dentiscutata erythropus is the source of this 158-nucleotide messenger RNA. The record is from the annotation of a GenBank genome assembly. Lineage: Eukaryota; Fungi; Glomeromycota; Glomeromycetes; Diversisporales; Gigasporaceae.
GACUUUGACAAUUCCUGCAGGUCUCUCUGCGAGGGGCUUGGAGUUGACAAUAUACGGCCAUAUGUCCUGUCUGGUGGCACCGGUUACAAGUAUUAUAAGGGCAAUUAGCAAAGAGAUGCUCUGGAGAUUUGCAAUUACCACAUACUCGACGAGAGAUA